Purpureocillium lilacinum is the source of this 1731-nucleotide messenger RNA. RefSeq lists its product as uncharacterized. Lineage: Eukaryota; Fungi; Ascomycota; Sordariomycetes; Hypocreales; Ophiocordycipitaceae. The record is from RefSeq and is a predicted model, not a curated record. Gene Ontology annotation, biological process: protein catabolic process in the vacuole; cellular response to glucose starvation.
AUGGCAGCUGUCCUCUCCUCCGAGUACAGCAGUCAUUUCAUCUCGUCGUCGAUGCGCCGCUCACAGUCCCAGUCGAACUUGGUCGCCGCGCCGUCUUCGUACCGUCAGCCAAACUCCAACGUCCGCAGUCCGUAUGCGACUCCAUCCAAGUCAUACGCCGAAUCCGAUCACUCCUCCGCUCCUUCGUCGCCGCCCCCGGUCAUCCAGUCUGAAUCCACCGACAUUUCCUUUUCCUCGACACCAGCCAGCAAUCUCUCCAUAGCCUCCGAGUACGACGAAGCUCUCGCCCUCGACGAAGCCUCCGAAGACCACUUCAAUCCACCCCUUCUGUCCCAGGACAAGUUCUUCCUGCCGGCUGAUAUCCAGCAUGACGACAACCUCGAGCCGCCCCCGAGUCCCAAGACCGGGGAUUCCUACACGGUCUCUCCCGCUGAGCCCGACAACUCGGGCGUAGCCUCGGGCCCCGACACCCCCGAGUGCCUGGAACAUGCCGAGGACGACAGCGCCGUCUCAAGCAAACCCUCACGACAGGUGGACUACCUGUCUCAUGAGUGGAAGGAAGAGGACAUUUGGUCUUCGUGGCGGUACAUAAUAUCAAAGCGGGAUGAGUUCCCCAACAGCAAGCGCUUGGAGAACGCCUCUUGGAGGACAUGGAUGAAGGCCAAGAAUAACUUAAAGACGAUCUCGCCUGAGGAGCUAAAUUGGCUCAAGGAUUGCGACGUCACAUGGCUCUAUGGGCCCUUGCAGUCUGGAUCAAAUCGCCUAAAUCCGACUCAGACGGAGCCAUCAAGCUCAACCCUGUCCAAGUCGGAGUCACUAGUUAAUCUGAACAAGAAGCCCAUCCUCAAGAAGCGGAGCAUGUCGGAGCUCAUGCUACAGAGGUCCAUCACGGCCGCAUCACUCCUUAAGCAAGCGACGGCUGCUGUCCAGGCUCAGGAGACGAGGAAAAGCGCGCUGCGGCCCAACAUGUCGCGCGCCAACACGGACUGCUACGUCACCUACCCCCUCUCCACAAGAAGGUUGAGUCACGGGAACAACAGCUCCGUGGCCCAGUCAACGGACUCGUCCGGAGUCUCCUCCCCGUUCCCUGAGCGGAAACAUAUUCAUUUCAACGAGCAGGUGGAGCAAUGCAUCGCUGUUGAAGUUAAGGGAGACGAAGACGACGAUGUUGACAUGGAUCGGUACGACGAAGACAGUGAUUCUGAUGACGGCGUUAUGAUGAAGCGUGUAAAGGCCAAGAAGCGAGGCCCGUCAUCGAGGAGGAAAACGAAAAAGGCCGUCCAGCCCGAAGGGAAGACCAUUGCCAAACUCCCCUCGACGACACUCAAGUACCGGGAGGAUGCUCCGGAGCUGGACAGUGCGAUGAAGCAUAGCACGGGCGUCUACCGAAGUCCAAUUCUUUCGCCCUCAUCGUCUCAGGAGACUCUCCGGCCCACCAAGCAGCCUUCCCAUUUCUACUUUGGCGAAGAUGAUGACGACAUGGAAGACGCUCCCGAUGCCAGUGCCUUUGGCUGGCGAUCACCCCCCGGCAACGGCUUAUCUCGGUCUACGUCUACGGGGAGCCUGUGCGAUGAGCCAGCGGGGAUGCGCCGGACGCCCUCCGGCAUGUUCAUGCCAUGCGAGGAAGGGGACCCGGCUGCCGGAGACGGCAUUCUGGGUCGCGUCAUCGACACCGUUAAUACGGCACGGGACAUUGCGCAUGUCAUCUGGAAUGUCGGCUGGAGGAAGUAA